AUGAGCACACUUGUGACGAGAAACGAAGUGCGCAAGAUGAUGGCUGCCCAACAGCCGUCCGGAGGAUCCAGCCCGGGGAAAGGAUGGUCGACAGACCGGCCUACCCGAACCUCGCGGCGGAUCUCCGGGCGGGGCGUUCCCGAGCCGGUCAUCAGCUCCGACAGCGACUUCGAGUUGGUGGAAGACCCGCGGGUGGUGCAGCGGCGAUGGCGGCUUAGCAGAGCCGUCAACCGGGCCGACGGCCGCAUCCCGACAGGCGCGGCGGAGGUCGAAUGGGCCAGUGAGGAGCCGCCCCAGGACCAGCAGGCUCCCGGUAGCCAUGCCGAGUCUGUGGCAGCGGCUACGUCGGAGUAUCGCGGGAAGUGCGAAGCGCGACGGCGGAGCGAGGAGCGGCGGUUGAAGGAGAUGAAGGAGUCGCCGGAGUGGCAGGCCCAACUGCGGACGGCCGAGGAGGAGGAGAGUGGCAGAGGACUGGGCGCCCUCACCUCCGCGGUGGCUGCCCGAAAUUCCACCCACACCGCGGUACGAGGAACCACCGCAGUGGACGCCAGCAAGAAAACCCACGCCAAGCAACCGGAACAUCUCGAGCAGCAACCACCGCAGCACCAGCCCGAACGACAACAUCGCGAACAACAACCCGAUCCGCCGCAGCAACAACCAAGGGACCCGAUGGGACAACCACAGUACCCGGACGUUCGUGGCCGAACCCGCGGAGGAGACGGCGGCGACGGAGGAGCCUCGAAUCUGGGAGGAGAGUGGUCCCCGGGUGAGCCCGCUGGACCCUAG
Molecule: messenger RNA, 786 nt
Organism: Drosophila suzukii
Lineage: Eukaryota; Metazoa; Arthropoda; Insecta; Diptera; Drosophilidae
Source: RefSeq, a predicted model, not a curated record